CGGAGCGGUUAACCGUGCGCUGUCAAUGGGGUUGGACCGAGUUUCACCGGGUCGAUAGCAAGCGGAUAUUUUACUGAGAAAUUCCGAGUCCAAACUGGACUAGUCCAAAACUAAAGCAUAUUCAGAUUCAGCAAGGAAGGAUCCUUGCAUCUGUUUUGCUACAGAGGGCCUAGCUUUUGUAUUAUAUUUAUUGCCUGUCCUCUUGUGUUGUGUGGCCGAUCAAGAGUUAUAUAUUUUCAAGUGGUGUGAGGAGCUCCUCCUCUUCAAGCCUCUCCCUCUCAGUCUCAACCCCCUUCAUGGCACACUACAAAUUCACACCCUCCCACCCUCCUCCUCAUCUCAUCUCAUCUCCCAUUGCCCAACCUCACCUGCUCUGUCUUCUUCCCUCUCCAUAGUCCUUAAUCCUCAAGGCCCAACCUCAAAACCUCAGCUAUCUCCACUGAAAUUUCCAAGCUUUGCGCCUCUUCCUCUUGGUUCCUUCAUCUGUCAUGGCAACCAUUGUGUGCCAAGGUUUGCAGUCGUGUCUGGAACCCCAAAUCAUAGAGCCGGUGUCUAUAAGGCUCAAACUGACUUCGCCGAGUCCUGCUCACUUCUCUCAGUUCUUAGAUGUGCCCUCAAAGAGUAGCCUCUUGGGUAAAUCCAGCAAAGGGUCUGAAGUGCAAAAUGAAAACCCCAAGAUGACCCGAAACUUUCUUGCCAAUCCCAUCUCGCCAGUCAACAAGCAAGAUUUUGCCUAUGUCCCUCCUUUGACAAAGAGUCUUUCUUCGAUAUCACUCCACGAGAAAAGCUUGGAGAUGUGCACUGAGGAUCUAGGGAAUGAGACUGGUAUUGUCGACCAUGUCAGCGAAAGCACGGUUCUACCGUCUGUUCUGACCGACGGGUCAAGGUCGGAUCGGAAUUCGCUCAAGCCCCAUGAACACGUCGGGGCUAAGGAACCGAUGCGCCGCAGUUUUCCACCUCCGCUAACUACUAUUAGCGGGGCGAAGUCCCUCCAACUUAGGCCUCACAGAGAAGAUGGAAGGUUGGUUAUCGAAGCCGUUGAGACCCCGUCGAGUUACCCUCAUUUUCGAGCCGAAAGGAGCGACGGCCGGCUUCGGCUAUGUUUCCUGAGAGAACCCACUUCAUCAUGCGUUGAUUCUAUGGACGAUGAGGAGAGAACACUCGAUGAUGACAAGAUGGAAGAUGAUGAAAAGGAUUGGGGAGAAAACGGUGUCUUUGAGGAAGAGGAAGUUGACGGUAACGAUAAGAGAGAUGAUGACUCUGGUGAUGUCACGGGAAUCUUUCAGAGAAGUGGAAGGUGCAAGAAAAGAGAGCCUGAAAAUAGAAGGUUGUCAACUUGGGAGCCAUACUUGGUGGCCACAUCUUGAAGCUUUUUUCUCAUUUAUUUUUUAUGAAUAUCAUCAUGGUUCAAUUUUGUCAA
Molecule: messenger RNA, 1420 nt
Organism: Syzygium oleosum
Lineage: Eukaryota; Viridiplantae; Streptophyta; Magnoliopsida; Myrtales; Myrtaceae
Product: protein FANTASTIC FOUR 3-like
Exons: 1
Coding region: 489-1367 (292 amino acids)
Source: RefSeq, a predicted model, not a curated record